Molecule: messenger RNA, 1441 nt
Organism: Vigna umbellata (rice bean)
Lineage: Eukaryota; Viridiplantae; Streptophyta; Magnoliopsida; Fabales; Fabaceae
Product: receptor-like protein EIX2
Molecular function (GO): protein binding
Source: RefSeq, a predicted model, not a curated record
AUGAGUGCUUAUUUUCUCAAAACAUUUUGUGUUUUUCUCCUGUUUUCUUUGCUUGCCUCUGGAACUAGUGUGGCAUUGAAGAACUCAAGUGAAAGUGGUGAAGCAAAGUGCAUAGAGAGAGAGAGGCAAGCACUCCUCAACUUUAAAGAAGGCCUCAUAGAUGACUUUGGUAUACUCUCCACCUGGACCAACCAUCACAAUAAUACGGAUUGCUGCAAAUGGAAACGCAUUCUCUGCAACCAUCAAACUGGUCAUGUACAUCUGCUUGAUCUUCAUGGAAACUACUACUAUACACCGUAUUUGCGAGGUACAAUCAAUGUCACUUCAUUGAUUCACUUGCCGUAUAUUCAACAUCUGGAUCUCAGCAAUAAUUAUUUUGUAAUGAGUUACAUCCCAGAGUUCACGGGCUCCUUCACCAACUUAAGAUAUCUUGAUCUCUCCCAUUCUUCUUUUGGAGGGAGGAUUCCUCCUACACUUGGAUAUCUCUUACAACUACGCUAUCUAGAUCUUGGGGAUAAUAUUCUCUGGGGAGAAAUUCCCUUUCAGAUAGGGAAUCUCAAACACUUAGAGUAUCUCGAUAUUGGAGGAUUUUAUCUUUCUGGAAAAAUCCCAUACCAAAUUGGGAAUCUCAUAAAGUUACAAUAUCUUAGUCUUGGAAGUAACACUCUUCUAUAUAGAAGGAAUAUGGAAAACUAUGCUUCAAAUUGCCUUUCUGGAGCAAUCCCUUUUCGAAUGGGGAAUCUUCCAUUGCUGCAUACUCUUCGACUAAGCGGCAAUUUUGAUAUAAAAGAUACGGAUGCAAAAUGGUUGUCUACUCUCCAUUCCUUAACCAUUCUUGAGUUGAGUUCACUGCAUAAUCUUAGUUCCUCUCACCAGUGGCUACAAAGUAUAAGAGAGCUCAUUCCAAAUUUGAGCGAGUUGAGGCUAAUUAAUUGUGAUCUUUUGGAUAAUGAUGUUCAAUCUUUAUUUCAUUCUCAUUCUUCCAACAAUUUCAUUUCACUUAACAUCCUAGAACUAUCUUCUAAUACCUUGACAUCAUCAACACUUCAAUUUUUGUUUAACUUUAGCUUUCAUCUUCAAGAGCUUGAUCUUUCUCACAACAAUAUAGCUUUGCCACCUUAUCUAUGUUCAAAUUUUCCAUCUCUAAAGGUUCUCGAUCUCUCUUAUAAUAAUCUAUCAUCAUCAAUGUUUCUAGGUAAUCUUAAUAUCAGCUCCAAACUGCAGGAGCUUCAUCUUGUAAAGUGCAGUAUUAUGGAUAGAAGCUUCACCGUUUCACCUAGUUCUACAAUGAAUUCUACGUCUUCUCUUCUCUAUCUCAAUCUAUCUGCUAACUUGCUAAAAUCAUGUUCUAUAUUUCACUGGCUUUCUAACUUCACUGCCAAUCUUCGUAUCGUUUACCUUGAUUAUAAUUUCUUGGAAGGUCCUAUUCCAGAUGAAUUUG